GUGUCGAUGUUAAACUUACCUUAAUUCAUACACACACCCACACCCACCCCUAAAUUAUGAAGGUAACUAUUUUAAUCAUAGGAGAAGAAAUUAUCGAAAUUAUCCAAAUACAAAUGUUGGAUUUUAUCCUAAAUUGAACUAUGGCCGUAAUAUUUCUUAUAAUCGUAAUUAUGGACCACCACCAUAUUAUCCUGGCUAUGGAAUUGUUAAUCAAUCUAUUCAACCACUGGCACAAAGAAGAUUUGUUCGAAGAACAUCUCGUCAAAAAAGAAUUAGUCAAAAUCGACCAAGAACUCAUUCAAGUCAAAGACAAAGUCGAUUAGGACAACAACGUAAACGUUUUCCAAGGCAAAUACGUUUAAAUGAAUUUAUGCCAGUCGAACUACGUCAAGCUUCACCAAGUCUUCCAGUAGAUUUUAAUUUAGCUACAACUGCAGCUACAACUACAGCUUCAAAUAUAAAUAAUGGGCCAGUUGAUGCAUUACCACAACGUGUAAUUUCUGCUACAAAUACAACUCAACCAUUUGAUGUAAAUAAUGAAAAUAAUAAUCAGCAGCGACAAACAACAAUUACUACUACAACAUCAUUUCGACGUCGACAAAGACGAGUUCGCCAACAACAAUAUCGUGAAAACCAAAAUGUUAUUGAAAAUAAUCGAUUUGAUGUAUUACCUGAAAAUGAUUCAAAUGAAGAUGUUGAUUUAAUAUCGAAUGUCGAUGGAAAUGAACCAACUUUGUCUACAAAUAGCAAUAAAAGGGCAAAAAAGAAAAAGGAUAAGAAAAAGAAAAAUCGAGCCUAUUUUGCAUAUGAUCGUAUUAUGGCAUGGGUUCAAAAUGAGACAUCUUCAAUUGAUAUUCUUGAUACAAGUGGUAAUCAUGCUUAUUUUAUGGCUUCAAUUCCUAUUUAUGAUGAAUGGAUUCGAGCUAAUUAUGAUAUACAAGUAUGGCAACAUUAUUUAAAAAUGGGUACUGAAAAUAAACAUUGGGCAAAAGAAAUCAUUCAACAAACUAAAAAACGUGAUGAUUUCGUUAAAGCAACUACUACUACAGCUGCACCUGUAACUCCGACAACAGCUACAACAGCACAGGCCACAGUAACAUCGAAACCAGUAGUUGUUCCAUUAUGUAUUGAAAGAAUUCGAAGUAAAACUGAUGAACUUGAAAAAUUAAUAUUAAAAUACUUGCAACAUUGUACUCAACACGUAAAGAAAAUGCAUGAAACUCAUAUUCAAUUAGCCAAAAUACAAAUGGAUGAAGUUAAAGCUUUAGAAGAAUUUGAACAAAUAGCUACUCCAUCUCAGUGGAAUAUUCAUUUGGCAUUAAAAUCUGAAAUGAAACUUUGGUCAACUAAACAUAAAAAUUAUCUUACAGCCACAAAACGUGUUGAAUAUGAUAUACCUCCAAAAUUCAUUGAAAAAGUUGAUUUAUCCUUUAAAAUCGAUGCAUCUAUUAUUAAUCAAGAUGAAGCUUAA
Molecule: messenger RNA, 1471 nt
Organism: Rotaria sp. Silwood1
Lineage: Eukaryota; Metazoa; Rotifera; Eurotatoria; Philodinida; Philodinidae
Source: the annotation of a GenBank genome assembly